AGUGAAACAGAGGCGGGCAGUAAUGGCGGCGGCCGGGCCGGGCCGGGGUUCCCGGGGAACCGCCCGGAAUUUUCCGGGAACGGCCCGGAAUUCCCUGGGAACGGCCUGGAAUUCCCCGGGAACGGCCUGGAAUUGUCCGGGAGCGGCCCGGGGUUCCCUGCGGAUGCUCCGGGCUCUGCUCGUGGCCGCGCUGGCGGCGGGUCCAUGUGGGAGCAGCUCGGUGGAGAGGAAGAUUUACAUUCCCCUGGAGCGCGCGGCGCCCUGCGUGCGCCUGCUCAACGCCACGCACCAGACGGGCUGCCAGGCCUCUCUGAGCGGGAACACGGGCGUGAUCCACGUGGUGGAAAAGGAGGAAGACCUGGAAUGGCCGCUUUCCAAAGGGCCCCAUCCCCCCUACAUGAUCCUGCUGGACGGGAAUCUCUUCUCCAGGAAGGUUUUGAUGCAGCUGAAGGAGAAUUCCCGGAUUUCUGGCCUGGCCGUGGCCCCUGCCUCUCCCGCCCCUCCCCAAGGAUUUUCCCCAGGAUUGAAAUGUCCCAAUGAUGGAUUUGGGCUGUACUCGGAGGCCUACGGGCCGCAGUUCGCUCACUGCAAUGGUUCCCUCUGGAAUCCCGGCGGGAGCGGCCUCGCCUUCGAGGAUUUCCCCUUCCCCAUUUUCCUGCUCGAGGACGCCAACGAGACCCGGCUGAUCAAAGAGUGUUUCCUGGCUCACAACGUUCCGGGCGCAGGCGGCGCGGCGCCGCCGUUCCCGCUGUGCGCGCUGCAGCUGCAGGCUCACAUGCACGCCGCCGCCAGCACGGCCACCUGCAUGCGCCGCAGCUCGCUGCAGAGCGCCUUCAGCAUCAACCCCGAGAUCGUGUGUGACCCGCUGCUGGAUUUCAACGUCUGGAGCUCCCUGCAGCCCAUCAACGCCUCGGGGAAGGUGGAGCCCGGGCAGCGCCUCGUGCUGGCCGCCACACGGGUGGACAGCCGCUCGUUUUUCUGGAAUGUGGCUCCGGGGGCCGCGGCCUCGGUGGCUCCCUUGGUUUCGCUCCUGGCGGCCGCCGAGGCUCUGGCGGCGGCUCCGGGAUCGCAGCUCCUGCCCCGGAACGUUCUCUUCGUCUUCUUCCAGGGGGAGAGUUUCGAUUACAUCGGCAGCUCCCGCCUGGUCUGGGACAUGGAGCAGGAGAAAUUCCCGCUGCGCCUGGAAAACGUCGGAGCCUUCCUGGAGCUGGGCCAGGUGGCGCUGCGGAACGACUCCGUGCUCUGGCUGCACACGGAUCCCAUCUCCCGCCGGAACGAAUCCGUGGACGAGGAGGUCCGGGCUCUCGUGGCCGCUCUCGGUGUCGCCGCCUCCGGCUCCGGCGUCUCCGUGCGGGAACCGGGAUUCUCCCGGCCCCUCCCCCCCUCGGCAUUCCAGAGGUUCCUGCGGGCCCGGAGCAUCCCGGGGGUGCUGCUGAGCGACCACCGGGAGCAGUUCCACAGCAGGUAUUUCGAGAGCAUUUACGACACGGCCGAGAGCAUCGGGCUCCGUUAUCCCGAGGGAUCCAGCCCCGAGGAGCAGCUGGAAUUCGUCUCCGACACCGCCCGGGCGCUGGCCCAGGUGGGGACGCUGCUGGCCCGGACGCUCUUCGGGUGGGCCGGAGGCACCGAGGGAGCCGAGAACAUCCAGGCUGAUCCCAAAACGGUCGCCCGGCUGCUCUACGGAUUCCUGAUCAACUCCAACAAUUCCUGGUUCCAGUCCCUGAUCAAACCCGACCAGGCCGGGAUCCUGGGCCCAUUCCCCCAGCACUACGUGGCCGUGUCCAGCCCGGCCAACACGACGCAGCUGCUGCAGGCGGCUCUGGCCAACCUGACGGGAACGAGGCUGAACCUGAGCCGGGAGCAGUGCCAGGAUCCCGGGAAAACGCCGGGAAUGCAGCCUGAGCUGUUCGAGUACCGCUGGGUUCAGGGUCCCCUGGUUGACAAUUCCAGCCGCAGAUUCCCGGGCUGUGUCCGCUCCGGCGCCCGCCUGGCCCCGGCGCUGUCCCCGGCCUUCGAGCUGCGCCGCUGGGAUUCCCGGGAAUUCUCCACCUGGACCGAGAGCCGCUGGAAGGAGAUCCGGGCUCGCCUCUUCCUGGUGGCCAGCAGGGAGCUGGAGCUGCUGACGCUGCUCCUGGGGCUCCUGGUGCUGCUCCUGUCCCUCCUCUUCACCUUCCUCAUCAGCUCCCGGGCCCAGCUCCUCUUCGGGACCCCCCCCGGCCCCUCCGGAUACUGAAAAUCCGGGAAAAAACGGGAAGAACCAGGAAAAACCAGGAAAAACCGGGAAAAACCAGGAAAAACCAGGAAAAACUGGGAAAAACCGGGAAAAACCAGGAAAAACCAGAAAAAACAGGAAAAACUGGGAAAAAACAGGAAAAACUGGGAAAAACCAGGAAAAACCGG
Messenger RNA from Poecile atricapillus (Black-capped chickadee), 2400 nucleotides. It is a transcript of the gene NCSTN, whose product is annotated as nicastrin. Gene Ontology annotation, cellular component: membrane. The coding region runs from base 23 to 2233 and encodes 736 amino acids. The record is from RefSeq and is a predicted model, not a curated record. Lineage: Eukaryota; Metazoa; Chordata; Aves; Passeriformes; Paridae. Gene Ontology annotation, biological process: protein processing; Notch receptor processing. The transcript is spliced from 17 exons.